AUGGCAGGCUCGGAAGAGCUGGGCCUCCGGGAGGACACGGUGAGAGUCCUAGCUGCCUUCUUUAGGCGAGUGUGCCUUGUCUCUGUGUUCCCCUCUCUUUAUAUCUGGCUCUUUUCCUUGUCCCUGGGGUUGCACCAAGAGGCCCUCAGUGGGAGGAAAAAGGGACUGCUUGCAAAGGGGCCUCUGGGGUCACUCUCUGAGGUCCCCUUUCCCAGGAGUCCUGCCCAGGAGGAGCCAACAGAUUUCCUGAGCCGCCUUCGACGAUGUCUUCCCUGCCCCCUGGGUCGAGGAGCAGUUCCCCCUGAAUCCCCUCGGCCUUGCUCCCUGCCCCUCCGCCCAUGCUAUGUUUCAGAGCCUGGCCCAGCAACUCCAGAUUUCUAUGCUCUGGUGGCCCAGCGGCUGGAACAACUAGUCCAAGAGCAACUGAGAUCCCCACCUAGCCCAGAGUUACAGGGAGCCCCACCCACAGAGAAGGAAGCCCUACUGCGGAAGCUGGUGGCCUUGCUGGAGGAAGAGGCAGAAGUUAUCAAUCAGAAGCUGGCCUCGGACCCGGCCCUGCGUGGAAAGCUGGCCCGCCUCUCCGCGGGCUCCUUCGCCCGCCUAGUGGAGCUGUUUUCCAACCGGGAGGACAGCCCUCUUCCUAGCAGCCCACGUCCCAACUUGCCCUGCCCUGGGCCUCCGCCGCCUUCCCCGGAGCCCCUGGCCCGUCUGGCCCUGGCCAUGGAGCUGAGCCGCCGCGUGGCCCGGCUUGGGGGCACCCUGGCUGGACUCAGUGUGGAGCACGUGCACAGCUUCGGGCCCUGGAUUCAGGCACACGGGGGCUGGGAGGGCAUCCUCGCCAUUUCACCCGUGGACUUGAACUUACCCCUGGACUGAGAUCUUCCUCAGAAGCUGCUACAAGAUUAGACCUCCUGUCUCUCUGCUCUUUGUGUGCUUGUCCAAGCCUUCCUGUUCCACUCAGGACUGUGGGGUGGUGGCUGCCCUCCCUGUUUUUGCCAAAAAGAAAUUAAGAUUUUUUUCAUAUUAAAAACUUUGUCAG
Messenger RNA from Enhydra lutris kenyoni (northern sea otter), 1039 nucleotides. Its product is annotated as BCL2 like 12. The record is from RefSeq and is a predicted model, not a curated record. Bases 1 to 876 code for a protein of 291 amino acids. Gene Ontology annotation, biological process: regulation of apoptotic process. Lineage: Eukaryota; Metazoa; Chordata; Mammalia; Carnivora; Mustelidae. The transcript is spliced from 6 exons.